AUGGAUGGUCCCAUUACCACCGACAGUGACUAUACAGCCUCGCAGCGUCCGUUUUCAGGGCCGAUCAGUUUUCCUUUGGACGACGAAGAGACCAGCCGCAGAGGAAGCGCCGUUGGACAUCCUCUAGCGCAGCCGGUCUCGAUACCUGCUACCAACGGCUUGAGGUACAACGCCCAACAGCCUGCGAUGCAGGAUAUGCCUGGUCCUUUCAGCUUCGCUACUUCACCCACCAUUCUCAUGAGUCCCACCGACUCAUGCUCCGAUACUUUCUCGCCCGCUUCUGGUUCAAUUUACUCUCAUUCACCAAGUUUACCCUAUGACAGAAUGUCCGACUUCAGGCCCCAUCGGGUUCCUCCCCUACAACCGCCUGCCGGGAUGUCUUCGGCCGUACAAUCGCAGGGUACGGGGGUUUCAGGAGGCGCGGGCAUCAUGGGAAGAGAUAGCUACCCGGGGACCUAUACCCUUCGAAGCACGUUCCCAUCGCUCACGAGUCUGAGCGAAAUGUCACGGAUUUCGCCAUAUACGACUACACCAAGGGCUCUCGAUGGGACGGUGGACCGUCCGCAGAGUCUGCUCUUGGGGCAACAUCCGAAUAUGAUGUAUGAUUCGGUCCAGCGUCUGUCGCAUCCGACAGAUGCUCCUCCCUUUCACGACACUGCCGUCCUUCAAUCCAUCGUUUCGGGCAACCAGACCAUCAAACCGGAAAUCCAGGCGAAAAUCCACAAAGGAUUCUUCCAGGUCGACGACAAAUGGACCUGCUAUCGACGCAACUACUUUUCGGUGUCCUGCUCCUUCUCCCUACUUCCUUUUACGCACGCUCCGCUUUUUCUCAAAUUCACGGAUCAUUCGACGGAGCGUAUUCUUUCAUUUGCCAUGUCAAUAUCAGCGAUUGUGAAUGCGCAGUUGGGCGAGCCCCGGGAACUGGUCCAGCAUACCCCCAAGCGGGAUAAGCAGUCCGAGAAAAAACCAGACAGGGUUGUUUUGCAACCUAGUCACCCGCCGCCUUUGGUUUUGAGCCACGGUUCCACAGGUGGUGGCAGCCAGCAUGGGUUCUCGUUGACGACUUCUCCCCCCAGUGGAAUGUCGGUGGACUACGCCGCACCCUACAGCAGCCCUCCGCAGCCCUCGCAGCCCCCCACCCAGCAUACGUUUGAGCGGAUCCAGUUUCAAAAAGCCACGGCCAACAAUGGCAAGCGGCGGGCCCAGCAGCAGUAUUACAACCUGGUGGUCGAGCUCUACGCGGAAAUCUCGAAUCCGGUCGGCGGCGAGGAGACCCAAUGGGUGAAGAUUGCCCGAAGGCUAUCGCAUCCAAUGGUGGUCCGCGGCCGCUCUCCGGGCCAUUACAAAGACGGCCGUCGAGACAGCUCGACCAGCAUGGACCCUAGCGGAGGACGCGGUGGCUCAGGCGACGGCACCGGAGGGGCUGUCCUACCUCCGGGCAUUGGACACUCACGGUCUCACUUGACCCUGAUGUCGUACGACCCAUCUCAGCGCGGUGGUCCACACUACGGUCGGCCUGAUUACCAUCAAAUGACAGCACCCGACCGAUCGUCACUAAGCGAAAGCCCGCAUAUAUCGUCGUCUUCGUCAUCUGCCUUCGACAUUGGGGUCUUGAAUGACUCCAUGGACCCGAUGGAUUCCAUCAAAAGCACCUCCAGCAUGGAUUCCUACCAGGACCCGGGAUUUGGGGUCAUGGACCGCAAGCCAGAAAGUCAGUAUCAUUUCAAUUUGCCCCCUUUCGGGUACGACUCUAUAUCUAAGAAUAGCGAGGAGCCCGGCACCAGCUACCCCGAGGCCUUUAAUUCGAUGGUUUCAAUGAUGCCCCACGAGCACCAGCAUGAGUCUCCCCAUUACCUGAAACCUCCGAUGAAAAUUACGCCUCCGGGGUAUCAUCAUACCUCUGGGGGCUAUGACCCAGCCUGCCCUGCUCGGACCAGUGAAGGAGGUGGCCCGUAUGGUCGAUAUCCAACUUCCCACAGUCUGUGCGCAUAG
Molecule: messenger RNA, 1992 nt
Organism: Aspergillus steynii IBT 23096
Lineage: Eukaryota; Fungi; Ascomycota; Eurotiomycetes; Eurotiales; Aspergillaceae
Product: NDT80 / PhoG like DNA-binding family protein
Exons: 4
Coding region: 1-1992 (663 amino acids)
Biological process (GO): positive regulation of transcription by RNA polymerase II; meiotic cell cycle
Cellular component (GO): nuclear chromosome
Molecular function (GO): DNA-binding transcription factor activity; DNA binding
Source: RefSeq, a predicted model, not a curated record